GAAGUUUACCUAAUAGUAGACGAAAAAUAGAAUCAGAAAUUAUGCGAUUUAUGAUGCAAAGUUCACAAAUUGAACGAAAAUUCAAUAUGUUACCAUUAAAUCAUCAAAGUAUAUUUCAAAUACUCAAUUUAGAAAAUGAUCAAUCUGUUGAUAAAAGCGAAUCUUUUGAAAGUAAAGAAUUACAGGCAUUUUUGAAUAUAUCUAAAGAGUUAGUUUCUAGUGGAGUAACAGGAGCGAAAAUUUAUCCUAGAGAUUUUUUACCACCAAUAAAAAAGAUAUUAUACUAUCAAAUAACCUUUUGGACUUGCUAA
Messenger RNA from Funneliformis caledonium, 311 nucleotides. The record is from the annotation of a GenBank genome assembly. Lineage: Eukaryota; Fungi; Glomeromycota; Glomeromycetes; Glomerales; Glomeraceae.